This is a messenger RNA of Monoraphidium neglectum, 3534 nucleotides long. RefSeq names its product 2-C-methyl-D-erythritol 2,4-cyclodiphosphate synthase. The coding region runs from base 1 to 3534 and encodes 1177 amino acids. Gene Ontology annotation, cellular component: Golgi membrane. Gene Ontology annotation, biological process: terpenoid biosynthetic process. The transcript is spliced from 22 exons. Gene Ontology annotation, molecular function: 2-C-methyl-D-erythritol 2,4-cyclodiphosphate synthase activity. The record is from RefSeq and is a predicted model, not a curated record. Lineage: Eukaryota; Viridiplantae; Chlorophyta; Chlorophyceae; Sphaeropleales; Selenastraceae.
AUGGCGGCGGCGGGCGCGGUGGCCGAGGCGCCCGCGCCGCCGGUGCUGCCGUACCGCGUCGGCCACGGGUUUGACCUGCACCGCCUGGCGGAGGGCUACAAGCUCAUCAUCGGCGGCGUUGAGAUCCCUCACACCAAGGGCUGCGAGGCUCACUCAGACGGCGAUGUCCUGCUGCACACAGUGACGGACGCCAUCCUGGGCGCCCUCUGCCUGCCAGACAUUGGCCAGCUGUUCCCGGACAACGACCCCAAGUGGAAGGGCGCCAACAGCGACAUCUUCUUGAAGGAGGCGGUGCGGCUGAUGGGGGAGGCCGGCUACACCCUGGGCAACCUGGACGCCACCAUCAUUGCUCAGAAGCCCAAGCUCUCGCCGCACAAGGAGAACAUCCGGAUGAACUUGAGCGAGCUGCUGCAGGCGCAUCCCUCCGUUAUCAACAUCAAGGCCAAGACCCACGAAAAGGUCGACAGCAUCGGCGAGGAGCGCAGCAUUGGCUGCCACGCGGUUGUCAUGCUCAUCCGCACGCAGCUGGAGGUGGUGGCGGCCGCCACCGGGAUACUGGGAUGCACUGCAGCACUGGCGGAAGCACCCGCCGAGGCCGUGCCAGAAGCGGAGGCACCCGCUAAGGCCGAGCCAGAGGCCGCGUCCGAGGCGCCCCAGCAGGCGGAAACACCCAAGAAGGCGCCCGCACCCGCCAAAGCCGCGGGGGCGCCGGCAGAGGCACCCGAGGCUUUGCCGGAGCUAGCGCCCGCCAAAAAAGCAGCUGAUGCGGUUACCAAGGAGGACAAGGAUGCGGCGCCGCCUGCAGAGUCCAAGGUCGCGCCUGAGCCCGCGCCAGCGGUUGGCCAGACAGGAGCCUCGAAAUCGGCGCCCAAGCCGACCGCAGGCUCGCCGCCAUCGCCCCGCCGCGCCAAGCCGCCGCCGACGGCCGUCAAGGUGGUAGCAGUUGCGGCAGAGGCCAUCGUUCACAACGGCGACGACAUCGAUCCCGAGGGCGCGUGCCAGGACUUCCUGCCGUCGUCCACCUGCAAGGACGUUGACCUGGGGGACGGCCGGCUGGCAGAGUGCGUCAGCCAGCUCAUAGCGGCGGCCGAGUCGGAGGGCGAGGACGGCGAGGCAGUGCCUGUGCCCGAGCUUUGUGAAGACGAGGUGUACAAGUACUACAUCAACCGCAGCACAAACAUCAACCUGAACGUGCCGCUGGCCAAAGCCUGCAAGGAGGACGCUGAGAAGUUCUGCAACAACACCUGGUUCUUCGGGCCCACAGAGGGCCGUGUCAUCUCCUGCCUCAGGGACAUCAAGGACAAGGUGACCUCGCCCUGCAAGGUGCAGAUCUUCAAGCUGCAGCGCGCAGCCGCGCGCGACUACCGCGCGGACCCCGCCAUCAAGGAGGCGUGCCAAGGGGACGUGGACCGGCUGUGCGGCAAGGACGUCAAGGAGGGCGGCGGACGCAAGCAGGCCUGCCUGCGCGAGAACCAGCUGAAGCUGAGCUGGGAGUGCGCGGAGCAGCUGUUCAGGCAGGAGCUCGAGGCGGACGACGACAUCCGGCUGAGCGUGAGGCUGUACCAGCGGUGCCUCGGCGACAAGAAGCGCUUCUGCGCAGAGGUGGAGCCGGGGCAGGCGGAGGCGAAGGACUGCCUGGUCGAGCACAGGAACGACAACGGGUUCAGCGCGCCGUGCAGGGAGGAGCUCGAGUCGAUGCUAGAGCGCCGCGUGCGCGACUUCCGGAUCGACAGCCGCCUGCGUCGCAACUGUCAGCAGGACAUCAUGGUGCUGUGCGGCAUGUUUGACUCCGUGGGCGGUGACGAGGCUGAGUACAGCAUCUGCUUGCAGGACUAUGUAAAUGAGAUCCGGGAUGACAAGUGCCGCGCCCUGGUGCGGCAGUACCAGGGCCUGGCGGCGCAGGACAUCCGCUUUUCGGCGCCGCUGGCUGACGCCUGCUUCGACGACCGCACAAAGCUCUGCCCCAACGUGCCGCCGGGAUCCGCACGCGUGAUCCGCUGCCUGCAGUCGCAGCGCGCCGGGCUGUCCCCCACCUGUCGCGCCACGCUGUUUGACUCCGAGGUCACUUUUUCGGAGAACAUCGACUUCCAGUACCCCAUGAAGCAGGCGUGCUCCAAGGAGAUCGGGCUCUUCUGCGCCAAGGUGCCGCACGGCAACGCGCGCGUCAUACGGUGUCUCCAAGAGAACAAGCAGAAGAAAGAUUUUGGCAAGGCCUGCAAGGCCGAGGUGGCGGCCUACGAGCAGCGGGCAUCCCAGGACUACCGCCUGAACCACAGGCUGCGCACCUCCUGCCGAGCGGACGUGGGCGCGCUGUGCAAGGGCGCGUGCGACGAGGACAAGGAUGACCAGGUGUGCGGCGGCUCUGUGCUGCGGUGCCUGACAGAGAAGAUUGAUGACGUGAAGAGCGAGGCCUGCCGCAAGGAGGUGUUCUAUUACAUGAAAAUGGAGGUCCAGGACUACCACAAUGACGUCAUCCUGGCUGCCGCCUGCCGGGGCGACGUGGACAAAUUCUGCAAGGACGUCGCGCCGGGCGCGCAGGGCGGCGUGCAUGGCUGCCUGCGCACGCACCACAAGGAGCUGUCUGAGGGCUGCCGCGCAGAGCAGCUGCACCUGGAGCAGUCCGAGGCAGAGAGCGUGGAGCUGCGCCCCAGCCUCAUAAGGGCGUGCGUCGGCGAGCGGCAGCUCUUCUGCAAGGACGUGCGGCCGGGUAACGCGCGCGUGUUCAGGUGUCUGGCCAACAAGCUAGCAGACCCCGAUUUCGGCCCCGUGUGUCGUGGGGAGGUGAUCACCAAGAUCCAACGGAGGCAAGCCAACUGGCGCCUGGACCCCCCGCUGCGCCGUGCGUGCCGCGCCGACGUUGCAAAGGUGUGCGCCCCCGAGGAUCGGCAGGCGUCCGAGUCCGGCCUGGUUUACAAGUGCCUGGUCGCCCACGCCGACGAGGUGGACGCCAGCUGCAGGCGGGAGCUCGGCCGCGCGCUCCACAUGGCGUUCUUCGUGUGGAUCCCGGGCAGCAUCCUGACCAGCCCCUGCGACGUGGACAUCGCGCAAGUGUGCCUCAAGGAGCGGCCCAACAUGCUGCACCAGACGGGGCAGAUCGCGCAGUGCCUGGCCGACGGGCUGGACCGCAUCAUAGCGGCGGAGGGCGCCGGACGCAAGAACUUGCGGGACGCCGCCUCGGGCCCCCCUCUGCCGUCCCUCAGCCCAGAGUGCCGCGCCCUCGUCGCGCUCGCCGCGCCGCCAAACAUGCGCGCGGCCUUCGACGAGACGCUCUCCGCCGCGGCGCUGCUCGGCGGGCGCCUGUCGGCGCUCGAGCCGCUCGCGGGCGUGCCGCUGGUCGAGAGGGACGGGCGGGGGCGGGCGCAGGGGCUGACGCUGACGGGGUGGACCGCGGCGCUCGGGGUCGCGUGCCUGGCGGUUGCGCUGAUGGCCGCGGCGACGUACGCGUGGCGCGCGUACACGGGCGCGGGCGACGCGUCGACGCUGGUGCUCAAGUCGCGCGCGGGGUACAAGCGGGUCGACACGACGGGGGCUUAG